ACCGGAGCAGAUGCAGAGCUCUUCACUCACUCACUCACUCACUCACUCACUCUGCCCUUAAAAUGGUGGCCAGCAGCAUGGUGUGAUGAUCACACUCUCCUGCAAAGGCACUUCACCUGGAGGUGUAGUGUGAGGAGAGCUUUUUCUUUGCACCUUUUGGUUUUUUGGAGCUUCAGCAAUGGGGGAGGUCAAGCAUCUUUGCCUGGUGAAGUUCAAGGAAGAGGUCUUGGUGGAUGACAUCCUGCAAGGCAUGACCAAGCUUGUCUCGGAGAUGGACAUGGUGAAAUCCUUCGAGUGGGGGAAGGAUGUGUUGAACCAGGAGAUGCUGACACAGGGCUUCACUCAUGUCUUCUCGCUGACCUUCGCGAGCUCUGAAGAUCUGACGACCUACAUGAGCCACGAGAGACACCAGGAGUUCGCCGGCACGUUCAUGGCGGCGAUCGACAAGGUCGUCGUCGUCGACUUCCCCGUCGUCGCCUCCAAGCCUGCACCACCGGCGGCACCGGCGGCGGCGGCGUGAUGAUGACGACAUCAACUGUCCAUCAAGCAUCCAUCCGCCAUGGCAUCAACCAUUGCAUCAUUGUUCCAAGUACUUUCAGGUAUCCAUCCAUCCAUCUACACACGCAGAUAGCUGUGAUAGAUGUACCUUAGGUUCCAUUAUUGCAUGUUUCUGCUGCUUCAGUGUUGAGCUGGUGUAGCUUAGCUAAAGCUGUAAUGCAGCUCUAUCCCGUGCAUUCCGUUCAAAGCUUGUUCGGUUAUUCUUGGAAUAAAUUUCGGUGAUCUUUUGGUUGCUGUGACUUAA
Messenger RNA from Oryza sativa Japonica Group (Japanese rice), 802 nucleotides. Its product is annotated as stress-response A/B barrel domain-containing protein At5g22580. NCBI's taxonomy places the organism in Eukaryota, Viridiplantae, Streptophyta, Magnoliopsida, Poales, Poaceae. The record is from RefSeq and is a predicted model, not a curated record.